CCAGAUUCUCGCUUUCUUAGCUCCAACCCAGAUCAAUUUUCCAUCGGAUCCUACUACAAAAACUAGUAAAACUGUUCACCAUUAACUAGGUUUGUUCACCAUUAAGAAGCACAUAACUAUUGGAGUUUAAUCAUCCCUUUUGCUUCUUGGCUUCUUGAGAAGUUACUACUGAUAUUUUUGGUUCGUUUUCAAGAAUACCAGAGAAAAUGCCACGUUGCAGCAACAGUUUGCUUGGGAUACUGAAUUUUCUGACGUUGUUGUUGUCAAUCCCAAUAAUUGCAGGUGGGAUUUGGCUAGCAAAGCAGUCCAAUACUGAAUGUGAACGUUUUCUUGAAAAGCCAGUGAUAGUAUUGGGGGCGUUUCUGCUGUUGGUUUCAUUGGCAGGACUCAUUGGAUCAUGUUGCAGAGUUUCAUGGCUUCUUUGGGUGUACCUUUUGGUCAUGUUUCUGUUGAUUCUGCUCCUCUUUUGCUUCACAAUCUUUGCGUUUGUGGUUACAAAUAAAGGUGCUGGUGAGGCCCUUGCAGGUAAGGGGUAUAAGGAGUACAGGCUUGGGGAUUACAACACUUGGUUGCAGAAAAGGGUGAACAAAAAUUGGCCCAGGAUUAGAAGUUGUAUUCAGGACUCACAGAUCUGCAAGCGCCUGAUUGAACAAGGUGCCACUCCUUUAGGACAAUUUAACAAGGAAACGCUUUCUGCUCUUCAGUCUGGAUGCUGCAAGCCACCAGAUGAGUGCAAAUUCACCUAUGUCACUCCAACCAACUGGACCAAUCCAGGAACAGCAGGGUCUACUAAUCCAGACUGCGCGGCUUGGGGUAAUGAUCAGAAAGUUCUAUGCUACAACUGCCAAUCAUGCAAGGCUGGUCUGCUGGACAAUAUCAAGAGUGAUUGGAAGAAGGAGGCCAUUCUGAAUAUUAUAGUGCUGGUCUUCCUCAUCAUAGUAUACUCUAUAGGAUGCUGCGCAUUCAGAAACAACAGGGAGGAUAAUGCAUGGAAGCGCUACCCUUGAGCGAUCAAGCUCAUAUCUGAGUAGAUAUUAGAGUUUGGAGUGAAACUGGUUUUGUAAUAAUGUAUGCAAUACAACUUCCUACCUAUUUGUUAGUUGCUUCUAUGUAUAGCUUGAUUUUGCUCAUUCAGACCAUGUUGGAUGAUUAAUUUCCUACGUUAAUGCUUAGUUUCUAUAUAGACUUUUCAGUCUUUGACAAAAACAUUGGCAGAUUUCCCUGCCAUGUUCAGAUCUGCUUCUGAACAGGUUCUGCUCUGCAUGCUUGAGUUUGAUCUCUAAAGUUUUGGCCUUCAAAAUUUGUCGGAUU
This is a messenger RNA of Coffea eugenioides, 1311 nucleotides long. RefSeq names its product tetraspanin-8-like. Bases 207 to 1007 code for a protein of 266 amino acids. The record is from RefSeq and is a predicted model, not a curated record. Gene Ontology annotation, biological process: auxin-activated signaling pathway. Lineage: Eukaryota; Viridiplantae; Streptophyta; Magnoliopsida; Gentianales; Rubiaceae. The transcript is spliced from 2 exons. Gene Ontology annotation, cellular component: plasma membrane; plasmodesma.